AUGACUGCCAGACCCCGGGACCCCCGGUUCCCUCCCACCCCGGGUUCUCCGCCCCCCUCAGCCCGGUUCUCUCCCGGCCCCGUUCGGCUCCGGGCGGCCUCGCGAAGCCGCCGUUGCCGCCGGCAGCUCCGCCUGUUCCGGCAGAGGCGCCCGCCCCUCGCCCCGCCGCCCGUCCGCCCCCCCCCCCCCCCCCCAGCCCGGCCUGGCGGUAAGAUGGCGGCGGCGGAGUGCGAUGUGAUCAUGGCGGCGCCCGAGGGACCCGGCGAGCCCGAGAGCGAGGAGGAGGCGCGGAGAGAAGCAGAAUCAUUCAAGGAACAAGGAAACGCAUACUAUGCCAAGAAAGAUUACAAUGAAGCGUACAACUACUACACAAAAGCCAUAGAUACCUGUCCCAACAAUGCCAGUUAUUACGGUAACAGAGCUGCCACCCUCAUGAUGCUGGGGAGAUUCCGAGAAGCACUGGGAGAUGCUCAGCAGUCUGUCAGAUUGGAUGAUAGCUUUGUAAGGGGCCAUCUACGGGAAGGGAAGUGCCAUCUUUCCUUAGGGAAUGCCAUGGCUGCCAGCCGCUGCUUUCAACGAGUUUUAGAACUGGAUCAUAAGAAUACUCAGGCACAGCAAGAGCUAAAGAAUGCCAGUACCGUGCUAGAAUAUGAAAAAAUAGCUGAAGUGGAUUUUGAGAAACGGGAUUUCAGAAAGGUUGUAUUUUGCAUGGAUCGUGCUUUGGAGUUUGCUCCUGCUUGUCACCGAUUCAAAAUCCUCAAGGCCGAAUGUUUAGCACUACUGGGUCGCUACCCAGAAGCACAGUCUGUAGCAAGUGACAUCUUACGAAUGGACUCUACAAAUGCAGACGCUCUGUAUGUCCGUGGUCUCUGCCUUUAUUAUGAGGACUGUAUCGAGAAGGCAGUGCAGUUCUUUGUCCAGGCACUCAGAAUGGCUCCUGAUCAUGAGAAAGCGUGUCUUGCCUGCCGUAAUGCCAAAGCACUUAAAGCAAAGAAAGAAGAUGGGAAUAAAGCGUUUAAAGAAGGAAACUACAAACUAGCAUAUGAACUGUAUACAGAAGCACUAGGAAUAGAUCCAAAUAACAUAAAAACAAAUGCCAAACUCUACUGCAACCGGGGGACAGUUAAUUCAAAGCUUAGGAAACUUGAAGAAGCAAUAGAUGACUGCACGAAUGCAGUAAAACUGGAUGACACAUAUAUCAAAGCAUACUUGAGGAGAGCACAAUGUUACAUGGACACAGAGCAAUAUGAAGAUGCUGUAAGAGACUAUGAAAAAGUAUAUCAGACAGAAAAAACAAAAGAACACAAGCAACUUCUAAAGAAUGCACAGGUGGAACUGAAAAAGAGCAAACGGAAAGACUACUAUAAAAUCCUUGGGGUUGACAAAAAUGCCUCUGAAGAUGAGAUCAAGAAGGCUUACAGGAAAAGAGCACUAAUGCAUCAUCCAGACCGACACAGUGGGGCAAGUGCAGAAGUACAGAAGGAAGAGGAGAAGAAAUUUAAGGAGGUUGGUGAAGCCUUUACCAUCCUGUCAGAUCCCAAGAAGAAGGCCCGCUAUGAUAGUGGACAAGAUCUAGAAGAGGAUGGAUUGAACAUGGGUGACUUCGAUGCAAAUAAUAUCUUUAAGGCCUUCUUUGGUGGGCCAGGUGGCUUCAGUUUUGAAGCUUCUGGGCCUGGAAAUUUCUUUUUCCAGUUUGGCUAAAAACAAACAAACACACAUACCUGAUCUGCUUAUUUUAGCCUUGAAUAUGGACAUACUUUAGACUCCUUCCUUCAUCAUGUCUCAUUGUACUUAGAGCAGUUUCAUUUUUCUCGGUUGGAGACCUCUGUUUUGUGUGCUUGUGUGUGUGAAGAGGAAACCAGCUCGGGGAGGGGAAGGCUUGUGAAUUUUGUUUUACUGUUAACUUUAUUAAAAAAAAAAUAAAGCUUUGAAUCUUUUGGUCCCUCCAUGCUGGCCCGUACUUUCAGACUGUUCCUGCUCCUCAGCAGAGAGGAUUUCCCUGAAGUCCUCCUGGAAACUUGCCGUGUGAGAGGGUGAAGUAAUCUCCUGUUUUGUUUUGGUUGGCUCCAAAGUGCGAUAUGGCAGCAUGUCUAGGGUUUGUAGUAACUUGUAAGUUAUCUUAAUCUUCUGAAAAUGUUGCCAGGAUUCAGUCAAACUUCAUACAAUUGCAUUUUACCUGACAGCUGUCUUUUUUUUUUUUUUUUUUGCCAUGGUUCUACCAGAACGGUACACUUGGGCAUUAACUUAAUCGAUAAUGUGUGAGCUUAAAAAUUUUGUAUCAGAGAGAAAUGCUUCUUUGGAUUUAAAAGAGCAGCUUAUGUGAGAAUUCCCUGUGAUGCAGCUAGAAUUAAGGGCUUUGUGUUUCCACUCCAUGAAUUGUCCUCUUUAAGGGAAUGUUGAAUUUGCUCUGGGCUGAAUUUUUCCACCGUAUGUUUUUUAAUUAAUCUACUUGAACAUUUAAUAUCUGUGCUAAACUUGAUUUUCUUGGUUUUAAAAUCUUUGUUUGAUUUUUGUGUUACUGAUCCGUAAAGUGGAUGAGCUCUUUUUAGCUUUGAAGAAAUGCAACGUAAUAUUCAGGUUAUUAAUUGAAAACGGUUACUGUGUGCGUGCAGCAGUGUGUUCUCAUAAUGUUUACAAGAACUGUACAAAUAUGUUAAACUAGUCAAGUAGUUUUCAAAUAGAAGUAAUUUACUAGUCCAAAGAAGCAAGAAAAUGCAAAGUCAAACUCUGAACUGACAGUCUGUCACUUGCUUCUCUUGCACAAUGUCAGGACAAGUGCUGGAGUGAUGAGCUUAAAGCCUGGAGCUGCGUGCAGCUGCACCACCUCGAAUUGAAAAUGGAGUUGGUUCAGUGAUACUGCCAGUUAACGUGAAUGCUCUUCUAUUUUUCACCAUAACUGUAGUGUUACAGCAAGACCUCAGCUGAGAGAGGACUGCUUCCAGAAUUCUGCCCGGUUUUCUAGAAAGUGAAGAAUCUUUUCUUCAGAGGUGCUUUGGUCAAGUUGAACGCUCUCUCUAAAGCAGUUCUGGAGCACAGCACGUGGCGUUGUCUGCCAGCUUCAGGCAGCCUUGCUCAGAAGUUGGGCUUUGAAAGAAAGUAUUGGCACUCCCCAACACCAGCGUGAAGGGGCAGAGGCUCAGAAGCAUUGUUGUAUCCAGAGUUUCUUUAAACUGACCUGCUGUAGUGUAGUGACAUUUGUAGAGCUGAAUUUUGCUUGGGUGAGAAAACGUGUUCGUAGAAAUCCACGCAAGGCUUUUUCCUAGGGAAACCUGACACUAACUUUUAUAUAAUACCUGACUUAUCUUCUGACUGCAGGAACAAAAAUUGCAAUGACUUCAUUGCACAAAACGAUUAUUUGAAUGCUGACAUCUUUGUCUUCCUUCCAGUUGAGGGCUGUACUUGUCCUGUCUAGUUGGACGGAGUUGCUAGACCGCAAUGCAAGUGAACUUCAUUUCCAACAGUUGCAAUAGUGUCGUGGUGCUGCUGCUGAGUACUGCAGUCCUGUGGUUUUUGGUUUGUCAGAACUUUUGACAAUCUGCUUUCAUAGAGGGAAGAUUUAAGGGCUUAAAUUCUAGUACUGCAGAAUAAAGGAAGCAUUUUAUAACUCACUCAAAAGUCAGCUUUUAAAAUGAGCCAACGUUAAGUAAUAUUUCCAAAAGUAGACUCUGCAACGUUUAUUCAAACUUCCUUUGCAUCAGUGUAAUGUGAUGGACUCACCCGGAUUGCACUGAGAGCAAAAUAAGGUCCUAGCAUUUUUCAGGCUCUGGAACGGUAAAUAUCUGGGGAACUAAAAUCCUGGUCUAUGCACAUUGAGACUUCUCCAGUUCUCAUGGCACUUGUAAAUCAGAGUUUACAGGAGUUAUUUUAGUGUGGCAUUCCGGAUUCAUAAUGUGUCGUCCUGUGUGUGUCGAUAAUUACUGUACAGUUUGGACUUUUCUCAGUCUUCUGUCACCAUGCAGAGAUGUGUACUGCGUUUGUCAGUGUGGUUUUUAUUACUAUUAUUUCUGCCUCCCCCCCCCCAGUUGAGUAUGACAGGCUUUCUUCUCUCCAGGUUGUGAAUGAGACCAUUCCUUGGAGGACGGAAAUGGAAUGGCUUUUCUGAGAGAGGAAACGUGUACAACAGAUAUUUAUGAAACUGUACCUGAAUGCAUGAUUUAAAGUAGUUUAAUAUUAACAUGGUGAGUGCCAAGACUUUUCCAAGGAGUGCUGUUGUGUGAUUAAAACUGAAGGCAAACACAUGCUCACUUUUGCACAGUGCUUUGGGGUCUGACGGGCGUUCAGUGACUAUCCCCUUACCUCAGGACGGCAGCAGAGCAUGGAGGUAGAGGUGUGCCAGAGUUGUAGCCUCUGUCUUGUCCGAGCACAGCUGGGAGAUGCGGGACUGUGUUUGUUUCAGAAAAAUCUGCAUGGAUGUGCACUGCUGGAAAUGUUGCCUUUCAUACCUGGUAGUUACAGAACGUGUCGUGGGUUGUGGUUUGUGCAUAGCCACAGGGAACCUUGGUGCCAUUUUUCCAGCUGCUACCAUUUGCAGACCUCCCUGGUUUUCUUUGGCUCGAUAGCGACUACCAGGUAUAGGAACUUGCCACAGAGAUAAUUAAUAAAUACCUUAAAAUGAUAUUAUGCUUCUGCUUUUUCUAGAGUGAUGGAGAGCUAACGUAGGUGAUAGCCGUGAAACGCAAGCACAGGGGGAUGUGUGCGAGUCGAGCCUGACUUAGCAGUGAGCUCUUCCCUUUGGAGACUGGGGGGCACCACGGGAACGUGGCACGUGCAAGAAGCUGAUGGCAAAGCCCCCCCCUUUAAUGAGGAAGGGGCUUCGUGGAGGUCGGCCCUCAUAGUUGCUGAAAGGUUUUUGGCCUUACAGGAAGAGCCUUAAUCAACAUCAAAGCAUACUAAAAGGUGCCCCCAGACUUUCCCAUGUGCAGGGGCUGUUCCCUGACCUGCCCGGCAAGCAGCCGCGCUCCCAUCGCCUGCAGUGCAGCUGCUUUUGCUUUGUUUUGUGCGUCUGCCCCUCGGGCCUCGGGCUCCUGCGUAGUGUUUUGGGAAGGGAACAGUUGGUGCUGUAAGAGUGCCCGCUGAUGGGAAUUACCCCAGGGGUGGCAGAGGUGAUGUGGCUGAAAGGCAGGCCAGGUCGGUGCUGAAGGGAGGGUCUUUGAGGUGAGAUGAACGUGAUGGCUAUGGAGCAGCUCAAUAACUGACAGCGCAAUUGUUGUUGAUGAAAGAUGUAAAGUACAAGAAAAACAUGUGCAUGAGGAGUCCCUCGGCGGGCUAAGCUGUGUAAAGUGAGGCUGGGCGAGGCUAUGACUGGAGCAUUAACAGGCAGAUGAGGAGUGUUGGACACUUACCCUCCCUUUAUUUCUCUGUCUCCACCAUGAUCUUAUGGUGUCUGAGCUGCUGUGGGGCUGGUUUCGAAGUGCAGCUGCAUUCAAAUUAAAAUGGAAGCAGUUUCAUGCUUGAAAAAUGAAAAAAAUGUGUCGGUAAUGUUAGUGUUUGGGAGAUACUUGCAUGUACAAUGAUCUGACCUCUAGACAACAAAGCCUGGUGUGUUUUUGUUUGUUUCUUGUGUGGAUUUACUUUCCAAAUCUGAUGCUGUUUCAGCUCCACCUUUUGCAGGGAGUGUUGCAAGUCCUUUCCAGACUCGCUGAACCUGGACUUGAAAUCAGCUGUAAAGACCAUUAAGAUGCUUCUGGCUGCCCAUUUUGACAGGCUUUUCUAAUUGUUUCUGCUAUACAUAUACAUAGGAAAGUACAUGAUUUUUUGUGAACUUGGAAAUGUUGCUAUAAAGCUGGAUCCUGUGCUCUAAAGGCUUCUGACUGUUUUGUAAAUACUUGCAUUAAUGCCAGCUGGAUGGGGAAGAAUGGUUUAGGGACAACAGUAUUAAUUAGCGGUGGAAUAUUGUAAGUCCCUCGGAGCUUUCUGUAUCUGACUGGGAUAUAGAGUGAAAGCACCCGUGCUGUUGUGUUGUUUCCGAUACGGAAACUGCCGCCUGCGAGCUCUGGCCUCUGAGCCAGCCUCGCGUCGGGUGGCUGCGCUCGGCCAAAUCAGUCUUCAACUACUUGAAUGACCAAAGCAUUUGGACCAUGCAGUGGCUUGCUUAUUCCUUCAAACUCACUUCCUCAGCUUACUAACUAAAGAUGUUUGCUUAUCUUCAAGUGGAUGGCUUUCAUCCCGUUUAAAUUUGUGCCUUGUACCCUCCCCUCCCCUUCCUUAGGGAAAAGGACAGCUUGUGGAUUGCACCUACUUGAGCCUCUCCAAGUAGUGCUGAGCUCCAUCGCAUUGUUAUAGCCGUGCUAUAACUAGGUCUGAAAGGUGACAAACUCAGCCGUAGCAGUUCUGUGACCCUCCUUUCCCCCAGAGGCCGUUCGCACGCAGCAGCUGCCGAAAUCUGGAGAAUUCCCUGUUGCUCACCAGGGCAGCAGGACCUGUGCCUGCCGUGGGAAGAUGAUGCGAAAUGCUUCGGCCUUCCUCAGCUUGCCCCGGCUGUCCCCAGUCCUGCAGUCAGGGACAGGGUUUUCCUUUCUUCUUAGAGCAGUGCUAGGCACGUCUUCUCUCUAGAAGAUCUGACCUCGGAUGGAAAGCUCUCGUGUGAGUUGUGAGUUAGGGUGCCGAGAUGAGGCACAGUCUGCAAAGCAGUGUUACUGAGUUAGAGCUGGCGCGUUCAGGGGUGGCUCGGGAGUGUAGUACUUGGGGAGAGCUUGGACGCUGCCUCUUGGCUGGCUCUGCAGUUUGCCUGCAGUUCUUGCAUAGCCAAUCUUACGUUGCUUACUCCAUCUUAGUCCCUGCUUUCACUUAAAAACUCGUUCUUCAAAAGAGAAAAUCGCGUGAAGCAAUGGUGGGGGGUUGAGCGCAAAACAGCAAACCGAGCACCUUCAUUGCAUGCAUAUCUGCUUUGUUGUAAAGACGUUAAGGAGUAGUCAGACAACCGGACCCUGAUGUGAAGCCGACUUGGAGAGGACAGUAGACCCUGUGCUGCAGUAUUUAUCUGAAAUGAAAUUCUGAAUGUUUACCUCAGUGUAAAUAUCUUACCUUUCCCGUGGGAGGAAAGGAGUCUUGCAUGGAGCAAUCAAUAUCCAGAUCGCUUUGCCAAACACGUCAUCCUCUCUAAGGCAGGCUUCACAUUGGUAUGAACACUGUCCCUCUUUGGACCCUUACCUUUCUAGGAUGUGAAUGGUAAAAAUGUGAAUAUUUGUUGUUUACUUCAUUAGGCAUAAUUCAUAAUGAUGUGUUUAUAUGAAGAAUAUCACAGACUGAAGCAAAACCAUAUGCAAUUGGUUUACUUUAUUAUAAACUGUAUAUGAUGUACAAACUAAUAAAAACUUAAAUGACGACAGUCUCACUGUUGUUCUUGAACAGGCAAAUAAACAAGAUACUCCAGCUGUGCAUUUCAGUGCUGGAUGUGAUCUGGAGUGUUGGGUUGUGUUACCAGAGCACUGGAGGGAGAGGUGGCUCAGCAUGCUCUCAAGAGCUGUCCUGGGCAGAUGCUGUUAAAUUUUUUUUAUAGUUUUGAUGGAACAAAACCGCAUGAGACUUCUCACAUGGCACUCGCAACUCUCCUGGUGCAGAAGCUAGCCAACUGUUUAUCCCUUGAAGGUAAGGGGGGAUUACAGGCAUUCCAUCUUUUUGAAACAGCAGGAACUAUUUUGCCUUGCUAGGAAACAUGGGGAGUGUUUAUCAGAUUAGCCCAAAGCACUCCUUGCUUUUGUUUUAAAUGUUCGGAGGAGAAAUGCUUCUUGCACAGGCUGAGCUGGGCUUCCUGAGCAAUACAGGUUUGAGUGCGCACAGCUACAGGUAAGCUGUGCCCAUGUGACAGCUCCUUUACAGAUAUGAACCCAGCACAUGCAUGUCAAACACAGUAAGUAUUUACAUUUAUUAAUACUGGAUUAACUACACUGUGCAGUUCACCAAACACUGAGCCCUAGCAUGAGUUUAAACUGUUGUCCUGACCUGACUCCAUUAGUUGAGCUUUUUGUUAUGGUAAAGUAGCGACCACAUAUCCACUGUUGACUGACAAACAAUCUGGCUAAGAGCAAAAACAUAAGCUUUAAUAAAACAGACUUAAUAACAAAAGUACUUGAUCAUUAACUUUUUUCCAGCCAAUGGUUUAGGUUUGAGCAGACUUAAGUUACGCAGUUACAAUACCUCCAUUUACUUCCUAAAUUACAAUGUUACUUCCAUCCUAACUUUUAACAUUCAAGUGCAUUAGAUAAAACUAGUAAAAUCUUGCAUGAAGUACAGUUCUAUACUUCAGACAUGAUUUUAGUUUCUAUAAAAUAAGAUGGAAAAGACAUUAGUUCAUCUCUUCCACUCCCCGCCAAGGCAGGAUUGUUCCCUACAAAACAAGGGCACUGGACAGUAUUUGGUCCUGCCCACUCUUACAUGUGCUCUGAAAAGACUGGAGCCAUGUUACAGGAACUGAAUGCAUCUCCUGAGAUUUGUUUCCUCUUCUGUGAUUUCAUUUUUUUUUCUGUCUCCAAGACAUUAUCUGGCAAUGUGCUUUUCUUUUUUGUGCUCACCAGCAUAUCUCUUCCCUGCACUUGAAGGAAGCCUGAGCAUGAAUUGGGGUAGAACAUGCAAGGCUUUUAGGUACCCUGAUGUCUGUUGCAAAUCCUCUUCUUAUGGACUAAAUUAUUGGUAACUGCCACACUUGACAGAAGUGACCCAUACUUGGGUCUUACUGGUUCUUACCUAGUAAUUCAGCUACCAGAAAUUACUGACUUUUAGUCCCUCUGGUUUGGGAGAGGCAUUAUGCAGUUCACUUCACUUGGCUUCAGACCAGUUAUGUACAGGCUUUGGUCUGCCACUGCUUGAUCAUAUAGUGCUGGCAUGUAAAGAUCUAACGAUUGUGGUUCAUAGGGAAGUUAUAAAAGACCAUAGAAGAUCUUCCUCUGAGGAAGAAAACAAGCAGAACACCACAGCUCGUUCUUUCCAAAAGUCUUCCAUUAAAAGCACUCAGCAACACUUUAGUUACUGACAUCAGUUAUUUGACAGUUUUCCUUUGUCAGUCAGGAGUUGUUUGUUUUCUUCCAGAGGCCAAUAAACUGUCUCCCCAGAGACACUUCAUACUGGGGUUGGCAAAAAGGGCUUACUUUAGUAAAGGUAGAAUUAUUUCUCUUUACAAUUAUAAAGGUUACUGAGUUACUUGCCUUUUAAAAACAA
Molecule: messenger RNA, 9153 nt
Organism: Cygnus olor (mute swan)
Lineage: Eukaryota; Metazoa; Chordata; Aves; Anseriformes; Anatidae
Gene: DNAJC7
Product: DnaJ heat shock protein family (Hsp40) member C7
Exons: 14
Coding region: 1-1701 (566 amino acids)
Molecular function (GO): protein binding
Source: RefSeq, a predicted model, not a curated record